AAACUCUUUUUUUAUUACCGUACACCUUACUAAUGUAAAAUACAUAUGCUUAAUUAACAUACUAAUGAUAGUAACGACGUUAUGUUUAACAAUGAUAUACUUGCGGAAUAGUGUUGAUUAAAUAGUGUACGUUCUAAACAUCGGAAAGUAACUCAUUACAAAUCCAAAAAAGACUUUUCAGAUGUUUCUGUUUCCAUGUCACUUUCAGAAUUUAAUUAAUCUAUUUCCAUCGGUAUAGUGAGCUUUAUGCUGCUCACAUUUACGACCUUACUGAACCCCACAUUUGCCAAGAUUCACAUCACAGUUUGUUUAGGACACACCAGGUGGAUAUCAUGGUAUUCUAGUGUAUAUGUUUCUAUUGUGACUCGAGUUCAAUAUUCAUUACUGAAUAAGCAGUAAAUACUAAUGGAAACAGAAGGAUUGGAAAACGAAUUAAUUCAAUCAAUUCGACCUAGUUUAAAUGAAUUAUUACGAAUAUGGGAUUAUGUGGGUUAUAAUAAGUUGGAACGUUCACAACGUCUAAAACAUUUUGUUGAAAAACUUGAAACUGUUCUAUGCGAAGUAAUCAAAGAGGAGAAUUCCGCACGUCUUAUAAUGGAACAAAAAAUUGAAUUAAGACGUAGAGAAAUCGCUGAUAUGUGUCAACAAUUAGGUUUGGCACCAUUCCUACCUGAACGUGGACUUACCUCCAGUGAAUUAAUGAGAUCAUUGGAUGAAAAAGCGGAAGAAUUAAUUCAGCAAAAAAGUGCCCGAUGUGAACGUUAUUGUUGGUUACGAUCGAAGAUAUUACAUUUAGAUCAUUUAUUGGGUGGUGACCAAAUAUCGGAUAUUACAAAACAUAAGCUUGAUAUAGAUUUUCACACUACCUUUCCACCGAUUAUAAAAUUUUUUGGAAAAUCGAAUUGUAUUGAUCAAAAUAACACGGAUAAAAAUGGUCAUUCAAAUGAAUAUGAAAGUUUAGAUCCUUCGCUAAUUUCUUCUAUUCAAACAUUACCAGAUCAAAUAAAUAUUGAAAAACUUACUGAAAUUUAUGAAGAACUACAAUCAAUUUAUACACCUUUAGCUAAUCAACAUGCUGCACUUCGUGAAGAUAUUGCUCGUGUCGCAGCUGAUAUUUUCUAUCAACCACAAUCAGAUAAAGAAGCUGAAAUUUUAACGAUUGUUGGAUUAAAACAUUUGUGCAAAAAUGGUAAUUCAAUUUCAACUCCUGGUGUAGUUAGACGAGCUAAUGAUGGAACAAAUUGUGUUAUGCCUAUAUCUACACCUAGUGAAAACUCAGAAGUCACUACAAAUGGUUUAGAUAAUAAUCAUGAUACAUAUGAACCUGUUGUAAAUAAAGAGAUACUUAGAUGGUUAACUGAUUGGCGAUUAAGAUUAGUCAAAGAGAAAGCUCGUUUAGUUGGUACCUGUGAAGAAUUAAGAGCUUACCUGUUACAAAUGUGGAAACGAUUAGAUAAACCGGAAUCAGAACAAAAAGAAUUCCUGGAAAUGCAUUCUGGUUAUAAACCUGAAACACUGGAAGCACUUCAGGAAGAAGUUGAUCGAUGCCAACAAAUGAAAUGGGAAAAUAUGCAAACAUAUUUAACUCGUCUUGAAAGUGAAGCUCUACGAUUGGCUAGUUUAUGUUGUGUAGAUGAGAAAAUUAUUCAACUACCAAAUGACAGUGAUAAACAAGAUCCAGAAAUAUUAAUUAAUCACUUAGAGACUAUAUUAGAACAAUUAAACCAAACCUAUUAUUUAUAUCGUCCUGUCUAUGAAUGUAUUGCAGUAUAUGAAUCGUCUUGGAAACAAUUAAUUGAUGUUGAAGCUCGUUUAAAAGAUCCAUCAAUAUUUUCUAAUCGUGGAGGUAUUUUAUUAAAAACAGAAAAAGAGAAAAAACGUCUAUUGAAAGAAGUAGAACGUACUGAAAAAGAGGCAAUAUUAGCUAUUGAACAAUAUGAAUUGAAAAGUUCAUCACAUUUUCUCUUAUCUAAUGGUAAAACAUUUACUGAACAUAUUAAUGAAAGAUGGAAUAAUUAUAAAACACUUAAAGAUACAUCAAAAUCACGUCGUUCAAUUGUUCCAACCACUAGUAAUAAUAGUAAUUCAACUAUCAGUAAUAAUAAUACUACCGGUAAUACAACACGUCCAACUUCAGCUAAUCUAACAGGAUCACCUGUAGCUCAUACUUAAUACUUAUUUCAUUAAAUGGAAAACGUUAAUUUUUCAGUUUUUCCCAUUUCGUUGUACAUACACACGCAUAUAUAUAUAGGCUGUGAAUUUAACUUUGAAAACACCAAUAAACAGAGGUUUACAAUAUCGACAUAUAAUGGAAGGAACAUUGAAUAUGGUUUCAUAUGUAAAUUUCUAUUUUUCCUUUCUUUUUCUUUAUGUUUCAUUAUAUUUCUUUACAUAGUUUUUAAUUACUUUGCUUAAUUUUGUUGUUUUUAUGUGUAAAUUGUGGUCAUUCGAAUAAAUAAUGGAUACCUACUAUAUACAUAUAUAUAACACCAAUCAGCUGAUCUAAUAACUACUUUUCCAUAAAACAUGAUUGUAUUUAUCGACACUUAUUAUACCUAGUUGAGUUAAUUCUGAAAUGAGAAAUCAUAUUUAUCUCAUAUAAUCUUUUCUAUUGUAAGAAAAUAAUUACGGUUGGGAUUAUUAUCUUGGUUGUUGUCCACAGUAUUAAAAAAACAGCCAUAGAAUGUGUGUUAUUCACUUAAUUUGACGCUUUCAAUUUCUGUGAAAUAGUUUAAUUCUAUUGUGCAAUAAAUCAAUUUGAAUUUUUGUCUGUUUCAAAUGUAACCUACUACUUUUACUGUGUGUUGUUAUCAAUGAGCGAUGUUUUUUUUGUUGUUUCAUUUUCUUUAUAUUUUUCUUUUAUCUUAUAUGUGUGUAUGUGCAUGCGUUCGUGUGUGUGUGUGUAGAUGUUUAUCCUUGGUUCAAUUUGAUAAUUAAUUAGUAGUUCAAACCAUUUCAAACAUUCACUCAUUUGGUUUUCAUCCUUCAUUUCGAAUGAAUUGGCUUGUUGUAUACUAACUGACUUGUCGUUCAUGAGCGUUGUCGUUCAUAUUAGAAUAAUAAUAAAAAAAACUGUUUUGGUUGUAGCAA
This is a messenger RNA of Schistosoma margrebowiei, 3090 nucleotides long. NCBI's taxonomy places the organism in Eukaryota, Metazoa, Platyhelminthes, Trematoda, Strigeidida, Schistosomatidae. The record is from the annotation of a GenBank genome assembly.